UAUAAGUAAAAGGUGGUACAUAAGAACAUAGGCAGACUCAAAUAAACCUUAUACGUGAGUUUCAGAGAAAGAAUGGAUGAGGCGGAUUUCAUGCGGCAAACUCUGUACCGAGGCACAGCACUUGGUUUCGUUCUGAUGUUCUUCCAGUUGCUGCUCUUUGGUCUCGAUGAUCUAGCCUUAUGUUCCCCUGCGGCUAGGAAAAGGAUGGACUUUUUGACCCCGGUCUUGGGUGCCCAUCCUUUCGAUACUGAUCAGCCGAUUCGCUGGUAUAUUUACUCCGGUUUCGCCAGCCUUUGUGCUGUAAUUGCGUGGAUACCGGUAAAAUUUAGCCCUGCCCGGGUAGAAAAAUUCAUCGCCAAAGCUUUACGUCAACAAUGCAGAACUCAUGUUGCGUUCUGUAUUUGUGUGUGGAUUCAUGCGUCGAACCGCCUAAUAGCUGGAGGAAAUUGGUUCUUUGUUGGUUCUCUAUCGUGCGCAUCCAUCGCUUGCGUGUUUGCAUUCAUGGUGGUUGCAUCUAGCAGGGAUUGUUUGGUUUUGGCUAGGUGGGUAGUGGCUCAUUCUACUGCGGUUGCUGUUUUUCUUGUUUUUCAAGGCUAUUUCCUUCAGGCUGUCGUCUCAAUCUUCCCUGUCCUCCCAGCAGUCUAUGCCAUGUUUGAAACCAGAGCAGGUGUUGAAGAUGGCAAUUUUGACACUUCAAGAAAGCUAGUAGUUGACAACAUGGUACUGAGGGAAGAGGAGGUGAAUGGGACACCGGAACAGACGCCGGUAGAAUCCCAUGGCAUGGACAACUAUGACGAUGAAGAGGACGACGAUGAAGAGUUUGAACAUCCUGGUGAAGUCGCGUUUGCAAAGAGGCUUUUGAAAUUUCUCACGACAUGAUAAUUUCAUAAGCCCCAUCACCCCGUUGGCCCUAAGCUGCAUUUUAUUUUUCAGAUACUGGUAGGGAUCCUUGUUCGUCAUAUGACUCCUUUAAACUCAAUUUUCACAAGGGUUGUAUUUAGUGCACCAGAUUCCAACUUGUAGUGGCGCUAUUUUUACUAGAGGGUGGACACACACUAUGUGUGUGCACAUUUUUAGGAUAGGUGGAGAUAGUGGGGUAGCGGUUAUGAUAGGUGGUUUUAAAUUGAUUACUAUUUCGAACUCCUCAAAAAUUAAAGAUUA
Messenger RNA from Rhododendron vialii, 1161 nucleotides. RefSeq lists its product as uncharacterized. The record is from RefSeq and is a predicted model, not a curated record. NCBI's taxonomy places the organism in Eukaryota, Viridiplantae, Streptophyta, Magnoliopsida, Ericales, Ericaceae. The transcript is spliced from 2 exons. Bases 73 to 879 code for a protein of 268 amino acids.